AUGGAGGGUUCCUUGGUUGGGUCUAUGUGGGAAGCCACAACAAGGGAGAAGAAAUGCAAGGCCAAAUACGACCCAAAGCCGAUGCUUGGCGGUGCCUGUGGCGAAGCAGGGGGCAACGGCCGCAACAGGCACGCCUUGGGAGUCGGUGGUGACGUCGGCGGCAACAGUGAAUUGGGUGAUGCCCCGAUUUCAGUUGGCAACGGGGAGGGGCCCUACGAGCGACGAAGCCUGAGAAGUCUAGCUAGACGAGGGUGCCCAUCUUUGCGAGAGCCGCUAGGUGGUGCCAACUUUCGCAACGAAUUGGGCAACGCUAGUCUUCAUGACAAAUCAUCAGGCGGUGCCCGAAGACUCGGUGAGCAGUUGAGCGGUGCCAGGCGACUCCUUGGGAUGCUAGGCAAUGGUGCUCUAGAUGCUAGCAACGUUGAUGGGGAGCCACGUGGUGAAGGUGACAUCCUGGGCUUUACCAAGUGGGGAGAGCGUGAUGUCUUUUCACUAGGUAAGGUGACUCUGCUCGCCCUUUGA
Messenger RNA from Ilex paraguariensis (yerba mate), 522 nucleotides. NCBI's taxonomy places the organism in Eukaryota, Viridiplantae, Streptophyta, Magnoliopsida, Aquifoliales, Aquifoliaceae. The record is from the annotation of a GenBank genome assembly.